UCAAAAUCUACGCUCAAACCCCCCCUCCCGCUCUUUUUUCCCCGACGACGAUAACGACACCCUCGCCGGCCACCUGCGCCCCUCUCCUCGCAUCCCUCUCCCUAUUUGUGUCGAGAUCGUUCACGGCUCGCGACGGCGAGGCCGCGCGAGCUGGACACAUGAGCCUGCGGCCCGCGGUUGCCAAGGCCCGGCGAGGUCAGCCUCGAGCUCGCGAGCCGUGCAAAGCUCUGUGGUAGAGCAGAGCUCGGCCAUAGCCACUCGAUCUGGCCUUGAGUUGGAGCGGCAACGGCAGCACACGCGGUGCAGAGGGAAGACAUGGUGGUGAGUGUAUCGGGUCGAGUAAGCCUCUCGAACGGGGGAAAGAGCUUGACAAUUGUAGGUUUUUAGAUAAAUGCGAUGAGGCUAAUUAAUAUGGGAGGAAAAAUGAAGAUUCUUGUUUGUAAUUCUCCCUUCGUUGUUUUAUAUUUGUUCAUUUUCUUGCGUGAUUUUGAAGUGGAAACCAGCCAGAGCGAAAAUUCAUAACACAAAUGCGUCGUUUCGAGCAAGAAGCUGCACGACAGCACUCUGUAUUUUCAGCUAAAUUGAUGGUCUCGAUCAGGAUUGAUGCCGGUCUGUCUGUUUUUCAGAUGGAUGGUAGCCAGAAGGGACGUCCAUGCCUUCGAUUCUACAUGAACUGUGAGUGGAAUGGGGUCUAAUGCUUCAGAACCUGUAGAUUGAUGAUCGCCUUGAGAUCUUUGAUGAGGCAGGCUAGUUCUUCGCAUUUUGCAUCUUCAUCCUUUUAAUUUAACUGGACAAGAUUGAGUCUUUACACCGAGCAUUGUAGUAUACCCUGAAUCUGACGUGGGUCUGAGGAGUUGGCAUGAGAAACUUGAAGGAAGGGGAGGGCUCACGAGAUGCUUCCCCUCCGGUUUCAUCGGAGGAAGAUUUAUUGAAUGAAAAGAAGAGGUCUUUUGAUGCAGCAGAUGAUUUGGGUGUUCAAUCACGGAAGAAGCACAGGUCUGGUGAAAAUUCAAAAUCAGAUUUGGAAUCAGGUUCUGCUGCUUCGGACUGUCGUUGUGAGUCUGGUCUCUCCAAGGCAUCAGAUGGUGGAUCCCAUUUUGAUAAACGAGAUGGUAGUGGAAGUUCUGGAAAGCGGAGGUGGAGUAGUGGGGGCCUGCAAGUGGGGGAUGAAGAAGAAAGCGUAGAAGAUGAUAGGAACAAGAAACGACGAAAAACUAGGUGGUCUAGCUUUGAUACACGGAUAAAAUUGUUAGGACCCCUACAGCUUCCUGACUUCGUCAAAGAGAGUGUACUAAAAUCUGACUCCGACCCAGAAAUAGUUAAGCUGAAGGCAAAGCUUGCAGAUCUCAACAGUGAAUUGCAAAAGCCGGUGCUUCAUGAUGUUCGACCCGUGGAAAAGCGAUCCCCUUCUCCUGAGCCCGUGUACAAUGAUCUUGGCAUUAGAGUCAACACACGUGAAGUAAGGCUUCGGGAGGAACUCAUUAGGAAACGCCAAGGAAUUAUAUUGAAAUUGAUCCAGAUGCACCCGACUUUCAAGACUCCUCCAAGCCGCAAGCCGUCCAAACUCUUCAAGAAGCUUUACGUGCCAGUGAAGCAGUACCCAGGAUACAAUUUUGUUGGUCAUGUUCUUGGUCCUAGUGGUAAUACUCAAAAGAGAAUGGAGAAAGAAACCGGAGCAAGGAUUUCCUUGAGGGGUGCAGGCUCCUUCACGCGGGGGAAACAUGCCUCUGAAAAUGAUGACUUGCACGUCUACAUAGAGGCAGAUAAUCAAGAAUCUCUAGACACAGCAGCUGGAAUGGUUGAGAAGCUUCUGAUUCCGGUUGACGAGGGAAUGACCAAUCAUAAACGAGCCCAACUAAAGGAGUUUUCUACAUUGAAAAAUUUUUAUCCCAAGGCAAAAGGUCCAUGCUUUAUGUGUGGCAUGCAGAGGCAUCCAAAUCAUGGCCAUGCCUGUCCUGACCAGCCACCUGCUUCUACUUAUGUCUCCUGCAACACAUCCAGCAGCAAUGGAAAUCUCUAUGUCAGCCACUUGCCUCUGACAGUAGAUGAUGAUCGGUUGAAAGGGUUGUUCUGUCCUUAUGGCAAGCUUGUUGAAGCUAAAUUGAUUAGGGACCAUAACACAGGGGUUAGCAAAGGAUAUGGGUUUAUAAGAUUUGAAAAUCCCGCUGAUGCAGCCAUAGCUUCAUCACAACUAAAUGGGUUCAAGAUGGGGAAGAAGAUAUUGACCGUAAAAGUGGCCGGAAAAACAAAACUUGAUGAAUCAAUCUCUCCUAGUGUUGUGAGCCAGACAGCUUGGCUAGGUCCUCCGGGAUCAUUGCUUUUGGAGCCUCAGGGUUCCUGUGCAGCAAGCAUCACAAACCACACAACUCGGCCUGGUCCACCAGAAUCACUGCUUGUAGAAGCUUCAAUCUGCUCUACUCCAUGUGUUGCAAACCAGGUGGCUUGGCCUGGUCCACCUGGAUCGCAACUGGUGGAACACCAGGCUUCCUUUCUGGAGAGUGAAGCGAUGUCUGAUCUCCCUUCUCCGAAUCAGGACUUCAAAUUCACCCCAUCUAGUCUUCGAAGCCUCUCAAAUAGUAGUAAUACAAGUUCCCUCCGUUCAUCUAGCUGUUUUUCAGACUGUUUUCCAUCUUCAUCACCGUGUUCAUUGGCGCAGUUCCCUGGUCAUCCCGACUACCCUUACUCUAGCUCCUCAUUUGAAACUGUAUAUGAAAAUCCAAAAGAUUUCCAGACACCAGAUAGCCUUGUGAAACCAAUAAACUGGCCAACGGCUCCACGUCCAUCAUAGGCUUAGUGUGGUGUGUUGCUAUAUCAAAAACAUAUUGAGUAAAUAUGAGAUAAGUGCUUGUAUACUUCUUUGCGCUAUUUCGAACAACAGCCAAUGUACUCUGCAAAACCUUAAGAGAUUACAGUUAACAAUUUAGCUCACGCUUUGCUCU
Messenger RNA from Rhodamnia argentea, 2939 nucleotides. Its product is annotated as splicing factor-like protein 1. Gene Ontology annotation, molecular function: mRNA binding. NCBI's taxonomy places the organism in Eukaryota, Viridiplantae, Streptophyta, Magnoliopsida, Myrtales, Myrtaceae. The transcript is spliced from 2 exons. Gene Ontology annotation, cellular component: nucleus. The record is from RefSeq and is a predicted model, not a curated record. Gene Ontology annotation, biological process: regulation of mRNA splicing, via spliceosome. Bases 860 to 2788 code for a protein of 642 amino acids.